This is a messenger RNA of Komagataella phaffii GS115, 942 nucleotides long. RefSeq lists its product as hypothetical. NCBI's taxonomy places the organism in Eukaryota, Fungi, Ascomycota, Pichiomycetes, Pichiales, Pichiaceae. Gene Ontology annotation, molecular function: 4-hydroxy-tetrahydrodipicolinate synthase activity. The transcript has a single exon. The coding region runs from base 1 to 942 and encodes 313 amino acids. The record is from RefSeq and is a predicted model, not a curated record.
AUGACAGUUGACUCUUUUGUUUUGCCCCGUGGAAUAUACACCCCCAUCCCAACCUACUUCAAGAAGGAUUACUCCUUAGACUUAGAAACCCAAGUAGAGCACGCAAAGUUUUUACAUAAUGCUGGUAUCAAUGGGCUGGUCGUCGCUGGAUCCAUGGGCGAGUCUACACAUCUGACUAGAGAUGAAAGAUUGUCACUUUUCCGUACUUUGAGAGAGGCUGUCCCUGAUCCCAAUUUCAAGAUCAUUGCUGGAGCUCCGUCAGGACCUGUGGAAGAGAUUAGAGAGGAGAUGAGGUUGGCAAAGGAAGCAGGUGCUGAUUUUUCAAUUAUAUUGGUCCCGGGAUACUUCGGUCCAAACUUGAUCAGCCAAGAGGGGAUAAUAGAAUACUUUGAACUUGUUUCCAAGGACUCUCCGUUGCCAAUAAUUAUUUAUAACUACCCAGGUAACUGUAAUGGUGUCGAUAUCAAACCGGAAACAUUUGAAAGUUUGGGUAAGCUUCCCGCAAUUGUUGCCGUCAAGUUGACACAUUUCAACUUAGCAACUUACACGCUAUUGGGACAGAAUACCGACCUAAUCGAGACGUACAAUUUUAGGCCCUUUACAGGCUUAGGUCAAGUUUUAAUUCCCUCAUUAUCUGUUGGGGUUUUUGGUGCCAUUGAUGGAUUAUCUGGAAUGUUCCCAAAGAGUAUGUUGAAGAUAUUGGAGCUAUACGACGCUGGAGAGUUACAAAAAGCUCAAAAGAUUCAAUACUUGGUCACCAAAGUUGAUGAAAUGGUCACUGCACUAAAUGUAGUUGGAGUCAAAUACUCACUGAAUAAACUGUAUGGAUACGGAGAAACUCUUACAGGAAGACCACCUUUGAGUAAACCUGCCAACCUAGAAGUUUGGAAGAAGUAUGAAAUUGAAUUUAACGAGCUAGCUAAGCUAGAGAAAUCCUUAUAA